AUGCAAACUAAUGAUCAUAUUGCUUAUAGAACUCCUGAUACCGAUGUGCCUUUCUAUAUCCCAUUAUUAUUCAAACAUAAUCCAUUUUACAAUAAUAAAUCACCAAUACCAGUUCUCAUACAUGAUUUAAGUAUACAAAUUCGACAAUCAAGGUUUAUUUGUGAUAAUUAUUACAAGGGAUCUAAUACUCAAUGCCUAUUUCUUGGAAAUAAUCCGGUAAAUGAGAUUUAUGUGGUGGGCAAAGUCUCAUCAUGGAAAUUGAAAUGGAUAAAAAACAGGGAUUACUUAUUCUUUAAAUUAGAUGAUUGCACACCAAUUAUAGACUCAGAGGAAAAUGCUGCAGAGUUGGUAUUUAAAUGUCCUAAGGACACAAUUAUGGAAAACUUCAUAGCGACUACCAUGCCUGAUAUUUCUGGUCUUGUACUUAAUGUGAUAGGAACCGCACAAAUCCAAACUAAUGAAAUUGAAGUACGAAGUAUAGUAACUUUUGAAAGCUUUCUAGAAGAGAUAUCAUUUUGGAAUGAAGCUAUGAAACAAAGGAAGCUGUUAAAUACGCCCUGGAUAAUCGACCCUAUGAUUUUGGAACCAUAUUUUUUGACACAAGAAAAUAGUAACAAUAAGUCAUCUCCUCUUAAAAUACAUACACCUCGUAAGCAUAAGAAGGGCGAAAACUUUACAUACAUCGAACAAUUGCAAGAUGAGAACCUUAGAGAUGAAUUGGAAAUUACUAGUCCAUAUUUCUCAAGUGAUCCGUCCUUCAAUUUCGGAUUCACUAAUCCUCCAUCAAUCGAGGAAGAGACGACCGAAUUUGAAUUAAUAGAGGCAAGCCAAUCUCGAAUUGAAAAUAAACAAAUUGGUAACAAAUUAGUGUUUUCGGAAACUAGAGUCCCUCCUAUUAAUGUGUGUAACCAAGCCAAGUUCAGAUCACUACUUUUACAAAAUUUAAUGAUCUUGUCCACACAAUCUAUAAGUCUUGUGGAAUUAUAUCAACUACCAGAUUUUCGCUCGUGUAUUGAAGCGAUAACAAUUCAGCAGUUCCAACAACAAUCUUUAAGUGAUCUCAAAACUGUGGAAGAAAUUAAAGCAGGAAUAUUUUAUGAUUAUUUAGAAAGAUUAACCAAAAUGGGGCUUAUAACCAUAUCAACUCAUGGUAAUUUAAUUGAUCUGAAAUCUUUGAAACAAUUGUCCCGGUAUUGUCAGAGGAGAUUGUCCACAUUGAUUAGAUUGCAAAGUUUAUGCAUAAACGUAGAUUACAACUUUAUCAGACAAAAACUUAAAAUCUCGAACCUAACAAAACUUGCCAUAAUCAGUAUUUAUAAAGAGACAAUUAAAGUCUUUAUCAAAGCAUCACCUUCACUACUAAAAUCAUGGUGGAUAGACCUGAAGAACGAUACUAUUGCAUUGAUUCAUUUGGAAUACUCCUAG
Naumovozyma castellii is the source of this 1425-nucleotide messenger RNA. RefSeq names its product Stn1p (gene STN1). The record is from RefSeq and is a predicted model, not a curated record. The coding region runs from base 1 to 1425 and encodes 474 amino acids. The transcript has a single exon. Lineage: Eukaryota; Fungi; Ascomycota; Saccharomycetes; Saccharomycetales; Saccharomycetaceae.